AACUCCACAUAUUCAAAAAGGAUCGGGCGGGUUCAGAAAACGAAAGCAUGACAAUUUUCCACAUGGUCAAAGAAGAGAGGAAAAGGAGAAUGUUAAUCCAUCUUCAGCUAUGAUGAUGUCUUUUAAAUCAUUUCAGCUGGAGCUUGACACCAGGCAUGAUAAAUAUGAACGGCUUGUGAAGCUCAGUCGUGAUAUAACUAUUGAAAGCAAAAGAACAAUAUUUCUGCUCCACAGGUUUACCAGUGUUCCCAAUGGGGAAGAAAUACUAAAUGAAUCUGAAGUCAAGCUAGAUGCUGUCCGACGGAAGAUUAAGCAGGUUGCACAAGAACUGAUUGGAGAAGACAUGUAUCAGUUCCACAGAGCUAUAUCUCCAGGACUUCAAGAAUAUGUUGAGGCAGUCUCAUUUCAGUAUUUUAUCAAAACACGAUCUUUGAUUAGUGUUGAAGAGAUCAACAAACAACUAAUAUUUACAGCGGAAGACAGAGAAGAAACAACAAACACGACCUCCAAUUCCCAUGAUAAACAACCACACACUUGGAGCCUGAAGGUAACGCCUGUAGAUUACCUGCUGGGAGUGGCUGAUCUAACUGGAGAGCUGAUGCGGCUGUGCAUCAGCAGUGUUGGAAACGGUGACAUAGACACGCCUUUUGAACUGAGCCAGUUCUUAUGUCAGAUUUAUGAUGGUUUUACUUUCAUUGGCAACACUGGACCUUACGAAGUAUCUAAGAAGCUGUAUACCUUGAAACAGAGUCUGGCAAAAGUAGAGAAUGCCUGCUACACAUUAAAAGUACGGGGAUCCGAAAUCCCAAAGCACAUGCUGGCUGAUGUGUUCUCCACCAAAACGGAAUUGAUUGACCAAGAGGAGGGCCUUUCUUAAAAUAAGGAGACUGUCGCAACUCAGAAAGGAAGAGGACUUAGAGAAAGAUUUUAGUUAUGGUUUGUGGGGUUUUGACUCUUCUCAAAGCUUUUUAGGUAGAGACAUUUUUAGUUUUAUCUAUGAGAAGAUUGUUUGCAGUGGUAAUUUGUAACCAAAAAUACUUUUUAUGAUGUGCAAGAGAACAGAUGUUUGACUUUGUCCUCUCGGUAUGGAAUUUCCUGUAUUGCUCCAUUGUAUCUUCUUUCAGAAUGGCCAAAAUUUCCACUGUGCUCUACACCAGUGACUGCCAGUUCUGUGAGUCACCUCAAACUGUUGUGGUUGCUGUUAUCAGUUUUCAGCAAGCACAGCAGUGGAAAAAGAAAUGGUUAGGUACUGUUAUUUAGCAUUAUCCAUAGGUUUCUGCUGACACCUGUUUUCUGAAUAUUUGGGUGCUAUAUUCAUGUCAUACCCAAAACAAUGCACCUAUAUAUGUGUAAAUUCAUCCCUUGACUUGAAACUGAGGUGGUCUCAAAGGUGACAUGUAACUUAAGUUUUCACUGAUUAAUGCUUUUGAGCAUGAAACUGAAGCUCAGUCAACUUUUCAACAAUUGAUAAUGAAGCUAAUUACACCAGG
Messenger RNA from Pygoscelis adeliae (Adelie penguin), 1490 nucleotides. RefSeq names its product translin-associated factor X (gene TSNAX). The coding region runs from base 110 to 877 and encodes 255 amino acids. The transcript is spliced from 6 exons. The record is from RefSeq and is a predicted model, not a curated record. Lineage: Eukaryota; Metazoa; Chordata; Aves; Sphenisciformes; Spheniscidae. Gene Ontology annotation, cellular component: nucleus; cytoplasm. Gene Ontology annotation, molecular function: RNA binding; sequence-specific DNA binding; RNA endonuclease activity.